GAGUAAUCUGCAAGUACUCCGAUUAAACAUCAUGGACUACUGGACGAUAGUCUUAUCAUUAUUAGUCGGCAUACUUGCCAUUUAUUACUACGCCUCCCGUAAGAAAUCGAACGUAUUCCGACAACAUGGAAUUCCACAUGCAAAAAGACAUUCCUUUUUAGAAAGAAUUUGGAAAAUUUUAGUGCAUCCACAAAGCUUGGCUGACUUCAUUGAAGAAGUGUACAAUGUGCAUUCCGAUGCUAAGUACACUGGUAUUUUUGAUUUCACAAGUCCGGUUGUAAUGAUCCGUGAUCCUGAAUUGAUCAAGUCUAUCGCAAUCAAAAAUUUCGACUCGUUUCAAGAUCACCUUUUGUUCGGCACUAAGAUUCAAGAUCCACUUUUUGGAACAAAUCUAUUUUCUCUUCGCGGCGACGAGUGGCGUGACAUGAGAGUGCUUCUGAGUCCUGCUUUUACAGCUAGUAAAAUGAAGACAAUGUUUCAUUUAAUAUCCGAUUGCGCUAUGAAUUAUUCGGAGUAUUUAAUGAAUAUAUCAUUAGACAAACGCGUUAUGGAAGUGAAAGACAUAUUCUCGAGAUACACUAACGAUGUGAUCGCCACAUGUGCCUUUGGUAUUAAUGUGGACUCGAUGAGAAACCCGGAGAAUGAUUUUCGUAUUUUCGGCAAAAAGGCAGCACAUAUCAACAUAAUUUCAAUUUUAAAAAUUGUACUGCAUCAAAAUAUGCCGUGGUUCGUACGUCUAUUCGAUCUUAAAUUAAUAGAUGAUCGCAUUACUGCAUUUUUUGUUAAUCUGGUAGCUGACACGAUCAAAAUCAGAGAGGAGAAAGGUAUUACUCGCCCAGACAUGAUUCAGCUGUUAAUGGAUAGCAGAAGUAAAAGAGAACCCGGGAGAGAACUGACCAUUUUGGAUAUGACAUCGCAGGCAUUCAUUUUUUUUCUCGCUGGUUUCGAUACUAGUUCAGCACUAAUGAGUUUUGCGGCACACGAAAUUGCCGUCAAUCCAGAUAUCCAAGAGAAGCUACAAAAUGAGAUCGAUAAGGUUUGGGAAGAUACGAAUGGCCAACCAUCUUACGAGGCGAUUAACGGAAUGAAGUAUCUGAAUGCUGUUAUCAAUGAAACUCUAAGGAAAUAUCCAGUGACACCACUGACGGAUAGAGUAUGUGUGAAAGAUUUCGAGUUGCCUCCUGCACUACCAGAUGCAAAACCGUAUCUUAUGAAAGAAGGAAUGAUACUCUGGCUCCCAUUUUAUUCGCUUCAACGCGAUCCUAAAUACUUUCCAGAACCGGAGAAAUUCAAACCUGAGAGAUUCCUCGAUGAAGGAGAUCAGUGUAAUUUUAACGCUUAUCAUCCAUUUGGAUUAGGUCCGAGAAUGUGCAUCGGUAAUAGAUUCGCGUUACUGGAGACGAGAACUUUGUUAUUUCAUCUUUUGGCUCGUUGCGAGUUAAUGCCGUGCGAGAAGACUUCGACAUCUGGAAAAUUUCAGAAAUUCAGCGUAUUCUCACUGCAGAUUGAAGGGGGUUUCUGGUUGAAAAUUGUACCCAGAGAGAACCUGCACCCUAUAAUUAUGGAAGCAAACCGGUCGUGUUAGUUUCAAAUUUUAAAGUAAUCUAUAAAAGGACACAGUUGAACUUUAGAAGUAUUCAAAACAUAUAAAAAUAAUAUAUCUUAUGUUAUAUUGCAAUAUACACAAUAUAUUACUUUAUUAAAAUAUAUA
This is a messenger RNA of Wasmannia auropunctata (little fire ant), 1711 nucleotides long. RefSeq names its product cytochrome P450 9e2-like. The coding region runs from base 32 to 1585 and encodes 517 amino acids. Lineage: Eukaryota; Metazoa; Arthropoda; Insecta; Hymenoptera; Formicidae. The record is from RefSeq and is a predicted model, not a curated record. Gene Ontology annotation, molecular function: iron ion binding; oxidoreductase activity, acting on paired donors, with incorporation or reduction of molecular oxygen, reduced flavin or flavoprotein as one donor, and incorporation of one atom of oxygen; heme binding. The transcript has a single exon.